Messenger RNA from Cylindrotheca closterium, 435 nucleotides. Lineage: Eukaryota; Bacillariophyta; Bacillariophyceae; Bacillariales; Bacillariaceae. The record is from the annotation of a GenBank genome assembly.
AUGAUGGCCUAUUUUACCACGGCGGGUGGAACCUUGUGGUCCAUUGACGGUAACACUCAAGAGAUCAAAGAGGUGAAGGUCUUUGCAGAAGAUCCAAUCCGUUGGGUGGGAGAACAAAUAAGCUAUCUAGACAGUUUCUGUCGAUUGAAAGACUCGAUCUACUUUGUUGCCAACCGCACAGAACUAUGGAAAUCAGAUGGAACGUCGGAAGGAACCACCAUCGUGGAAACGUUGAACGAUACCAUCAUUGGCGUGUCAGCGGUAAAUGAUCAUUAUCUACUCUUGGCUGUGGGUUCCAACCAGAUGCGUGCCUCGGAUGGAUCCAGUGCAUCGACAAUACUCACGAUGGAGGCAGAGGCUCCCAUUCUUCGUGGAUGGAAGCAGGAUCUUGUUCCAGGUAGUCAAAAGGCGUUGUUCUUGGCUUUGGGCAACUGA